This is a messenger RNA of Triticum urartu, 1083 nucleotides long. RefSeq lists its product as uncharacterized. The record is from RefSeq and is a predicted model, not a curated record. NCBI's taxonomy places the organism in Eukaryota, Viridiplantae, Streptophyta, Magnoliopsida, Poales, Poaceae.
UUCCCCUCGCCCUACGGCCAAAUUGGGCUAGGCUGCCACGGCGAAUUUCCGCCACGCUCUGCCCUCUUCGUUCCUCCUAAGGCAAAGCUAGCCCACUCCGCUACGCCGGUCCACGCCACCCUAUGGCGGCUUGGCCAGUAUAUAAGCCAGCACGUUCCCGCCCCCGCCAUAGCAGCACCUUGCGUUGAGCUCCGCGCGCGCUCUUGUCUUGUUGGCCAUUGUAGCUGUAGUAGGCUCAUGGCAAUGCGCAUGGCAGCGGGAAGGGCCUGUGGCGCUUGGAGCGCGCAGCGCAUGCUGCUCCCCCGCCAGCGCGUCGACUUCUUCCGGCCGUCUCCCGCGGCGGCGACGCUACGGUUCGGCGAUCGUCGCGCCGUCGGGAGCAGAGUGAUCCUCUGCCUCGCGUCGGGAGGCGGUCGUCCGCGGGACGACGGCGGCGAGUUCGAGCCCACGGACUCGCCGUUGGAUUCGGACGGGCGGAUGGUCGACGAGGGCAUGGACACGCUGUGGCGGCGCAUCCGCGAGGUGGAGGCGGCAUCAGCUGACGAGGAGGACGAGGAAGAGCCAGAGUACGAGGGUGGCGUCGACGUCUUCGCGCCCCCGGCUGAGUGGACAGAGCUGGAGCGUCGGCAUUACGUGCUGUACGUUGCCGCCCUGCGCGAGGCACUCGGCGCCCUGUUCGCAUUGCUGGCGCGCGAGCGGCCGGCGUUCGGCGCGGCGGUCGUGGCGCUGCUGCUGCUCAGCGUGCCGGUCUCGGUGCUCCACGUCUCCGUGGAGCUGAUCAGGGCCGUGUACUCCAUGUUGGCCGCCGUGCACAACGGUACAAUAUAGUCGUAGGAUUGUACUGCAUGAUUGCGUACCCGUACCGAUGUACUCCUACGUAUGUUUGUCUUGUGCACGCGUUGGUUGUCCUUGUUCUGAAGGUGUAUUAGACCAACGGCGGAGACAGCAGGGGACCAGCAAGGGCCAAGGCCCGGGCCAACAUGCCAAAAAAAAAAAUUUAGAGCAGCAAUCUUUUGUUUCAGAAGUUGUGUGUUAUGCUGUUCUGGGCCUUGUGGCCCUCCCUAACUGAUGAGCAACAGCAAA